UAAGCGGGGAUGCAGCUGACUUGUGGAAGAUGCCUGUGGACAACUAGCAUGUUUUUUUAGCCCUCUAGCCUAAACAAUUGAGUAAAGCUAGACGUAGAUGAAGAAACGAUGCCAGUCGUUUCGCAGCCGUUUUUGCACAGUUCAUUCAAACUGCGAUAGUACAUCGUAGUGCAGCAGAUUCGAAACACCAUAGGUCAUUUUUUUGCCUUCGAAAUCGAAUGAGCUGCCACUGUAUCGCUGCAGAGCACGAAGACGCAGCCUGCAGACUCCAUCCCUGAGCAGUAGCAUCCCAGGUAAGCAAGCAGCAUGCUCACUAGCAUCACCGAGGGUAUCCUGUGCUGUCUGACGGGCAAAACUGCCAAUGUGGUCCUGCCUGUGGAGUCUUCUGAUGCAGGUCCUGCUGAUGGCUUUGAGUUUGUGGAGGUGAAGCCAGGCCGCGUGCUGCGGGUACGCCACAUCCUACCCGAACGUCAAGCCACCUCUGGUUCACAGCAGGAACAGGGGGUCAGCAUCCACUGCAAGCGUAAGAUCACUGUGUACCGCAAUGGACAGCUUGUGAUUGAGAAUCUGGGUGACGUCCUGCACUCAGAGAUCCUGCAGUGUCAGAACGGAGAUGUGGAACAGUGUAGCACUGUGGAGGUGGAACUGGCUGACUACUCGACCGCCCCCUCCUCUCCUGACCCCAAACCUGCACCUCCACUUCCGGACUCAGACCAGCAGAGGCCUGCGCCCCCGCCGAGGCGCCGCAGGCGGAAGCCUAAGCGCACCGUCCUCAUCGACUCUGAGCGACGCAUCACCAGCUGCAAAGGCACACACUCUGACGUAGCGCUCUUUUUCAUCCAUGGUGUUGGGGGCUCACUGGACAUCUGGGGCCGCCAACUGGACUUCUUCUCCAGACUGGGUUAUGAGGUCGUUGCCCCUGACCUGGCAGGGCACGGGGCCAGUACGGCGCCUCAAAUAGCAGCAGCUUACACCUUCUACGCUCUGGCUGAGGACCUGCGGGCUAUAUUCAAGAGAUAUGCCCGCAAGCGCAACAUCCUCAUUGGCCACUCAUAUGGGGUAUCAUUCUGCACGUUUCUGGCGCACGAGUACCCUGAGCAGGUGCAUAAGGUGGUGAUGAUUAACGGGGGAGGCCCAACUGCACUGGAACCCAGCCUGUGCUCAAUCUUCCAGCUGCCCUCCUGCAUUCUGCACUGCCUAUCCCCCUGCCUCGCCUGGAGCUUCCUCAAGGCUGGCUUUGCCAGACAGGGCGCUAAAGAGAAGCAGCUGCUGAAGGAAGGAAAUGCCUUUAACGUCUCUCCAUUCGUGCUGCGAGCUAUGAUGAGUGGUCAGUAUUGGCCCGAGGGAGAUGAGGUGUACCAUGCCGAGCUCACUGUACCCAUCUUGCUGGUGCAUGGCCUCUACGACAAGUUUGUGCCAAUGGAAGAAGAUCAGCGCAUGGCAGAGAUCCUUUUAUUUGCCUUCCUGAAAGUGAUUGAGGAGGGCAGUCACAUGGUCAUGAUGGAAUGCCCUGAUACAGUGAAUACACUUCUUCACGAAUUCUUCCUCUGGGAGCCAGACAUCUCUGCCUCCAAAGCUGACCAAACUGCUAUGAUUGAUGCCACAGUUGCUCCUACUGUCGCUACAGAGGGCACGACUGAAGAAACCACUGGGACACCCAAAGCCAACAAGCCUCUGAACAAAUAACCGAUGAGGAUUGGUGUCUUUGUGGGGUAAACCAAUCAGAAGGCUGUUUGACGGCAGGCUGUACCAGGUGGAGCGGUCACCUAGGCUGAAAGCUGUUUUUGGAGGUGAAGUUUGAGCUGAGGGUUCAAGCAGGUUGCACCAAGACAGCAAGAAAGGUUCAAGUGGUGAGACUGCCAACACUGACCAGAGGUUUGAAGAAAGAAAUGAAAGCUUAAACCCAGUUUCAGAACAGAAAUGAAGGUUUAUUACAUCCUGAUAGCUUCACUUCUUUAUGCUACCUUUGGACAUAUCUUUCCUUGUUGUGUUGUCUAAACAAAAGGACUGGAGGUCCGUCCAAUGAAUGAAAUCAUGCCCGUUUAAGUGCUUGGGCCUUGACUGGACCAAAUCCAGACUGGAUUGUUCGAUCCAGGCUGGACUGCACAAGAGGCUGGUCCCCAUGCUCAUACUGUGCUUGUGAAUCUAUUGUGUGAUCUAUUGUGACCCAGACCACGUGAGCACGUCAAAGAGGGGGAGAGAAAUUUGAGCUCGGCGCUAAAUCUAGUGUGUCAUGUUUUUAUACAUGCCCUUUGCUGAAUGCUGUUAUCUGUUCAGAGUAACUUAGUAAUAACAACAAUAAUUCUCAUUCAAAAAAGUAUAAUACAGUAGUUAUAUUGUCUUCCUGUGUAACGUGCUCACAGCCCCAGGAGGACUAAAAAAAAGGGGGGGAGGCUGGGAGGGAAACUUCUAGCAAACAUUCAUUUCAAAGAAGUCACCUUAGUACUCCUCAUAUAACUUAAGAAUAAACAAAAUUAACAAAAAACUAAUUUAUAAUAAAAAUAUAAAAUAUACUAUAUUAAUAUCUAUAUAUCCAACUAUAUGUUUUCUCUGUUGAAUGAUUCCUUAAGCAGAAACAAAACAUCAGCUAUAAGGCUGUGCAUAGUACUGAUGGGGGAAACGUUAGGAAAAUCAAAUGUGCGCAACAAGCAGAAAAUUCUGUGUCAGUAGGAGCACUCAUGUCUCCUAGCAACCAGGAAUCAGAGAAAAGAGGGGCGUUGCUGGCAAAAGAGAGCUGAGAUGCUGUUACUGUGGUAACGCUGAUAUAAUUUUGGUGCUGUCAUAAAACACAGGAAAUAAGCUAACACACUACAGUACUGCUAAAAUACCUUGCACAUACAUACGUACAAAUACCAGUAUACUCACAGUGACAACUGGGAAUACUGCUCAAACCAUAAGCUUCUGUUACAGUAAUACCAGGAUGUAGACAAAAAUUGAUGCUGACUGUCAGACGCUUUGUUCAGACUGCAUAAUUAGGCCGUGUUACAGUGUGACACUUAACAAAAUAAACAGAAACAGACAGGCAGUCCAAGCAAAGCACAAAGUGAGGCAACUUCAAGGCACGGGUUGCCAUGACGACGGUCAGGCAAAAAGCCCAUCUGGUCAAAAAGCUGCAGGCCUGGUCUGUGUAACUGGGGCUCUAUUGGAGAUAAUUGCAUUCUAGAUGAACACAAGACAUCACAGGCUUACUACCGCCUUAUCAGGGUAAUGCAGUGGACACCAGGCAGCAAAAUGCAGAGAGGAACAGAAAUCACAUAAUCUGUUUGCAAAUUCCUUUGGGUAAACUCUGGACUGCAUUAUUUGCAGAGUAUAAUUAGGAAGGACAGAGUUAUUUGAUUAUCACUCAGAUGGCUCGGUACACUUGAUUGCAGUUCUUUUACAUAUCUGAAUGUGUGAUGCCAGUGUUUAAAGCUGUAAAAUUUCUAUUUAAUCUCGGUGGAUUACACUGUAUCUCAUGUAUCUUCCCAUUGCAAAGGAGUGUUUUGAUCGUUUAGCUUCAAAUACAUUAAACAGCAUUCAAGUCAAUGCACAUAGGUUUGACUUGAGUUUUCAUAAAAGGUGAAUUAAGAAAAAACUCAUUGUACAUGCAAACAAAAUGAAAAAGCAAUGCAGUGAGAGUAAAUCUUUCCAUCUUUUCAAAUAACAUCAUUCGUGACAGGUUUUUAAUCAUCCAUCAAUUAUGCGAUGAUUUUACUCUGUGCCUCUCUGUGAUUUCUUAGAGGCUCUAGAUUUAGGUGAAGAGGAUCUGGUCAAAGCCAUGCUUUCCAAAAACGCACUGGAAUAUACCUUGAAACAAUGCAAUGGCUUUGUCCACACUGACUUUUUAAAAUGCUGUUUCAUAUAUGGGUGGCAAAUAUUCAAGUAAGUGGUUACAGGUGCAAUAUGAAUCAAGCUUUGGUGUAACAUCUAAAUUACCCAUUAUGCAUUUUAAAUGCAAUUUUAAAACGGUGUAACAUUUUAAUUUCUGUCAGUCUAUCUGCAGAAGAGUAACUUCAAUACAUACCAUGCAGUGCUGAUCCAGAACAGUAAAAUGUUCAUUACUCCCGAGACAGGAGUUUUAUGUGGAACCACCCUGCAAAUCUGACAGUAAGCAUAAAAAUACUGUUCUUGAUUAAGGACUUC
This is a messenger RNA of Colossoma macropomum (tambaqui), 4122 nucleotides long. RefSeq names its product abhydrolase domain containing 8a (gene abhd8a). Gene Ontology annotation, molecular function: catalytic activity. Bases 307 to 1686 code for a protein of 459 amino acids. NCBI's taxonomy places the organism in Eukaryota, Metazoa, Chordata, Actinopteri, Characiformes, Serrasalmidae. The transcript is spliced from 5 exons. The record is from RefSeq and is a predicted model, not a curated record.